Messenger RNA from Colias croceus (clouded yellow), 3019 nucleotides. RefSeq names its product raf homolog serine/threonine-protein kinase Raf (gene raf). Gene Ontology annotation, molecular function: ATP binding; protein kinase activity. Gene Ontology annotation, biological process: protein phosphorylation; signal transduction. The coding region runs from base 98 to 2329 and encodes 743 amino acids. The transcript is spliced from 10 exons. The record is from RefSeq and is a predicted model, not a curated record. Lineage: Eukaryota; Metazoa; Arthropoda; Insecta; Lepidoptera; Pieridae.
GACGAAAUUAAUCAUUUGAGGAUGGCAACAAACAACAACUGUCUAGACUGCGCGAGUGUGCGCGGAGAAAAUUGUAAAAAAAAUAAAAAGGAAAGAAAUGGCAGUUACUAGAGAGAAAGAAAAUUGUUCAAGAAAAAUUAAUGGAAAUAUACCUGCGCUAUCUCUCAACAGUGAUAAUAUGUCGACAUCUACCGACAGUGACGACGUAGCGGAUCCAACAUAUGAAAUUAGGAACAUUCAAAGUAUUAUAAACGUGACCCGUGAAAACAUCGAUGCUCUCAACGCGAAAUUUGCUGGUUUACAGCAUCCCCCGUCGCUAUAUCUCACGGAAUAUCAGGAAUUGACAGCUAAAUUGCAUAAUUUAGAGCUUAGGGAACGAACUUUGAGGGAGUUAUUGCAAUCCGAGUCGCCGGAUAGGAGUGAAGAGUAUUCGUGGCAGGAUGAGUCCAAGAAAUACGACACUCUCACCCGGCAGCCCAAGGUGUUCCUGCGGGCGCACCUGCCCAACCAGCAGCGUACUAGUGUGCAGGUGAAGGAAGGUGUCAGUUUACGCGAAGCGCUCUCCAAAGCGCUAAAACUUCGGAACUUGACUUGUGAAAUGUGUGAAGUGGUGAGGACAGGGAAUGAUGAAGUGAUACCGUGGGAUAUAGAUAUCACAAUGAUCGACGCCGAGGAGGUGACGGUGCGCACACUAGACAAGCUGCCGAUAAUGUCGCACAUGUCCCAUCAGUACACUCGUAAGACGUUCUUCACGCUCGCGUUCUGCGAGUGCUGCCGCCGGCUGCUGUUCAACGGCUUCCUGUGCACACAGUGCAAUUUUAAAUUCCACCAGCGGUGUGCGGACAAGGUGCCCAGUAUUUGUCAUCAGGUCCGCAUGCCCGACACAUACUACGCGGCGCUACUAGCUAAGAAUCCGGACACGCAGCCCGGCCUUCUGUAUUUACCGCCACAAUUCGGCUUUCAGAACAAGUCUGUCUCGCCAGCUAAGAAGAAGGAUUACGAUAUGAACUGGCAGCAACACCCGCGUUCGCUGAACCAUCAGGACCGCUCUAACUCGGCGCCCAACGUGUGCAUCAACAUGGUGCAGCGGCCCAUGACGCUCGCUGAGCACCAGCGGAAGCACAACCAGAGUAAUAAUUCCCCACAAUCGUCGAACUAUCUGACGUCGGGGCGGCACUACAAGGAUGACAAGGACAGAGGCGACCAACAACACAGUCAGAGUACACAGGCGUCCCCGACGGGCACGCUGCGGCCGCGCCGGGCCCGCGCGCGCUCGGCCGACGAGUCGUGGAAGCACGCGCUGUCGCCGCGCGAGAGCUACGACGACUGGGUCAUACACGCCGACGAGAUCCUCAUCGGCGCGCGCAUCGGUUCGGGCAGUUUCGGAACAGUGUACAAGGCGCACUGGCACGGGCCCGUCGCGGUCAAAACGUUAAAUGUAAAAACACCCACUCCUGCGCAACUACAGGCGUUUAAAAAUGAGGUGGCGGUGCUCCGCAAGACGCGGCACUGCAACAUCCUGCUGUUCAUGGGCUGCGUGUCGAAGCCGUCGCUGGCCAUCGUGACGCAGUGGUGCGAGGGCUCGUCGCUGUACCAGCACCUGCACGUGCUGGAGACGCCGCUGGCCAUGCUGUACCUCAUCGACGUGGCCCGCCAGACCGCGCAGGGCAUGGACUACCUGCACGCCAAGAACAUCAUCCACCGCGACCUCAAGUCGAACAACAUCUUCCUGCGCGACGACUGGUCCGUCAAGAUCGGCGACUUCGGGCUCGCCACCGCCAAGGUGCGCUGGGCCGAGGGCUGCGGCGCCGGCCUGUGGCAGCAGCCCACCGGCUCCAUCCUGUGGAUGGCGCCCGAGGUCAUCCGCAUGGACGAGCCGGCGCCGUACACGUUCCGCUCGGACGUGUACUCGUACGGCGUGGUGCUGUUCGAGCUGCUGGCGGGCGAGCUGCCGUACGCGCACCUCAACAACAAGGACCAGAUCCUGUGGAUGGUGGGGCGCGGGCUGCUGCGGCCGGACGCGCGCAAGGUGCGGCAGGACGCGCCGCGGGCGCUGCGGCGGCUGUUCGACGAGUGCGUGCAGUUCGCGCGCGAGCGCCGGCCGCAGUUCCGGCAGAUCCUGGCCGCGCUGGAGGCCAUGCUGCGCGCGCUGCCCAAGAUCACGCGCUCGGCCAGCGAGCCGCUGCUGGGCCCGCGCCUGCACGCGUCCGACGACUGCCUGGCCUACACCUGCGCCUCGCCCAAGACGCCCGUCCACUUCCACUUCGACGCCGACACCAGCUUCCCCGCCUUCUACGGAAUCCCAGUUCCAAACCCGAGACAUACGUAGAAGCGGUUGAACCCCGAUCUCACCCAUCCACACUGUGUCCGUUCGCGCCGACGCUUCACCCGCGCGACUGUGCACGAGCCGACACGUUUAGACAUCGUUGACGACAAAGUUUACACUCUAUGUCGAAUUUCACAAAAAGACGAACAUGUUGCUCAUAUCGCAAUCGAUACAAUUUUAUUUGAUACAUUUUCUCAGUCCGUGAAAUUUAUAAAUAAACUUAUGCGACUCGCACGUUUUUGUGAUUUACGUAUAGGACUACGAGUAAAUAUAGACUUAUCGCGUAAGUGUGUAAAAAGUAUGAAAUUAUUAAUAAAAACGUUUUGAAAUUUGAGUUGAAGCGUUUUAAAAUGUUGUCCGUUAGUCUGAGUUAUUGAUAAAUUAAAAUAUGAUGUAAAUAAUUUUAACGUAAUUUUGUAAAUUUAAUGUGAAUUUAUCGUAAAUCGUUUAUUUAUUGCAACUUUUAGAAAUUAAAAUUAAUUUUAAAAGACGUAAAAGGAUUCUAUUAAGAAGUGAUAUAGAAUAUUGUUGGUGGACUCAGUCGCGGUCGCGAAGUACACUGCGUUGUACAGCCGAUUGUCUCAUAAUAUUGAAGUAUUAUUUAUGUAAAUUAGGAAUGUAUUGUAAUUUAUUGUUAUUGUAAAUAUUAUGUAAUUACAGUAGGACUUAUGUUAAGGAACUUGUGUAUACAGU